UUUACCCUUUGACCCUGUUAUUGGCACAAGUACUAGUAUCCCAGGUGGCCUGCAGGCACAUUUAUACUACUCCGGUCUUUUGUGGUUUUUAACAUUGCUGACUCUUUGACGCAAAGCUAGCCAUACGAUCUGACACUAUGGGCGAUCGUUUGGAGGUCGUGAAGGGUCACCUGUCGGCAGGACAGGUGCAGCAGUCGUGCUGCAGCGCCUCUGGCUGCGGGCCCGGGUACCGCACCCCGCUGGACGCCAUGAAGGCACCCCAGGAGCAGAUAGUCUACCUGCCCUGUAUUUACCGCAACACCGGUAUAAACAGGCCUGACUAUGUUGCUACUGUGGACGUGGAUCCCAAAUCACCGACAUACAGCAAGGUUAUCCACCGUUUGGAGGUGCCGAACCUGAAGGAUGAACUUCACCACACGGGGUGGAACGCCUGCAGCUCGUGUUUUGACGACCCAAGCAAGCGUCGGAACCGUCUGAUCUGUCCCGGUCUCAUCUCCAGCCGGAUAUACGUCAUCGAUACGGGGACCAAUCCACGAGCUCCUAGCAUUCACAAGAUUGUGGAACCGACUGAGCUGUACUGGAAGACCGGAUUGGCUAACCCCCACACUACACAUUGCCUGGGCAGCGGCGAGAUCAUGAUCAGCACCAUCGGUGAUCCGAGCGGAAACGCUAAAGGAGGAUUUGUCUUGCUGGACGGGGAGACAUUUGAGGUGAAGGGGAACUGGGAGGCCCCGGGAGACCACACAGAGUUCGGGUACGACUUCUGGUACCAGCCACGGCACAACGUCAUGAUCAGUACGGAGUGGGGGCACCCCAAACUGCUGGCCUACGGAUUCGACCCCCAGCAUUACGCCGAAGGAAAGUACGGUCAGAGCCUGCACGUGUGGGACUGGACAACUCACAGGCGCAUCCAGGACAUUGACCUCGGGCCGGAGGGCGCCAUUCCACUGGAGAUCCGCUUCCUGCACAACCCGGACGAACCGCAAGGGUACGUGGGCUGUGCACUGAGCAGCAACGUCUUCAGGUUCUACAAGACCCCGAGAGGUGACUGGGCCACAGAGAAGGUGAUUGACAUCCCGAAUAAGAAGGUUGAGGGCUGGGCUCUACCCGAGAUGCCAGGGCUCAUCACGGACAUUCUGAUCUCCAUGGACGACCGGUUCCUGUACUUCAGCAACUGGCUGCACGGUGACGUCAGGCAGUAUGACAUCACCGACCGCAGGAACCCCAAGUUGGUCGGUCAGCUUUUCCUUGGUGGAAGUAUCUGUAAGGGCGGCCCCGUGAAGGUGACCCACGACCCUGAGCUGAAGCAGCAGCCCGAUCCCCUGGUGCUGAACGGGCGGGUGAAGGCCGGCUCGGCCCCGCAGAUGCUGCAGCUCAGUCUCGAUGGCAAGCGGCUCUACGUCACCACAUCUCUGUACAGCGGCUGGGACAAACAGUUCUACCCGGACAUGAUCACAGAGGGUUCCUUGAUGUUCAUUGUUGACGUGAACACCGAUGUUGGAGGCCUGUCCCUGAACCAGAACUUCCUGGUGGACUUCGGGCAGGAGCCGCAUGGCCCCGUGCUGGCUCACGAAGUGCGCUACCCGGGCGGAGACUGUAGCUCCGACAUCUGGCUGUAAACAAUUUCAAGGCGUUCAUCAGGAGUUAUGUUAGGUCGCGCGAUCGUCCUACGAUUACUAACUUCAUCACGACAAAAUGUGCGUCUCCUGCAAAGUGCAAAUGUCUUGGUACACAAAAUGCUGUUUUGGAUCCAUGUAUGUGGUUGGUUCUGUCACAGCUUUAAAAUACUUUGGAAUCAAAAUCGUGCGACGAUCGCACGAUUUAUGUGACCGCGCCCUUGACACCAAAAUAUAACAUUAUAUUUAACAAUAAAAAGCAAUGAAUAAAUAAUAGCAAUAAAUGAUAGCAAUAUUCACUUUGAAAAACAUACCCGUCUUUUUAGUCGCUGUGUCGAACUGGUGUACAUAUCCAAUGUGCCGUCACAUGUAGCCAACCUCAAAUUUGUUGCAGAUAUCAUUAGUUUGAAAAAAUCUUUUGACAACAAAACAUUCAAUAACAUAUAUUUGACGAAAAAAUAUUGUUAGCUUUGUUCUUUUUUUCAAAUAAUCAGAAAACGUGAUAUUUUGGUGUCAUAGGUUCUUUAAAAGUCUGUGCUCCAGUGCAUGUCCUUCGCCAAAAAGGAGGACAAUUGGCCUCCGAAAGUGAUACUUUCUCAUAUAAAUAUGUCAUAAUAUCAAACGUGAUACAUUCCGUACACAGGGUCAGUAGUGAUUCACAUACUUAAUUUUUUUACUGAUAUCACAGUUAGAAUUGGAAAACGUAUGUUCCAAAGCAGAAACGCUCAACGUGAUGUUGUUGGUGUAUCCCAUGAGUCCCGAUAUCAAUGUAACCAGUGUAUGAUACCACAUUCAGAUUAUAAUUGUGUUUUGAUAUAACAAUUGAUUUUCAUAGUUACGAAUGUAUUUCAGGGAUAAAUCUAAUGGAAACUGGUGGUAUUUACCGAUCAGAAGAUUUGGUGUCAGUUGUGCUCACUUUGCUUUUAAAAUGUUGUAAUUUCGUGAACAAGUGCGUAGCAAUGAUACUAUACAUUAGACAAAGUAUUGGUGACACAAAUCGCGUGAAUUGUAGUAUUUUCAAACUGAUAAAGAUGUAGUACAAUGAGUACUAAAAUUUGAAUUAAAAGACAAAUCGUAACCCAUAUCAGAAUAUAUUUUGAAAAUUAUAUAUCUUGGAAUAUAAUAAAGAUGCUGGUAAAAUAA
This is a messenger RNA of Branchiostoma floridae (Florida lancelet), 2759 nucleotides long. Its product is annotated as methanethiol oxidase-like. NCBI's taxonomy places the organism in Eukaryota, Metazoa, Chordata, Leptocardii, Amphioxiformes, Branchiostomatidae. The transcript has 11 exons. Bases 138 to 1619 code for a protein of 493 amino acids. Gene Ontology annotation, molecular function: selenium binding; protein binding. The record is from RefSeq and is a predicted model, not a curated record.